AUGGCCGACGAGCCAGGCCAGCCGCCUGCGCUCACCACCCUUUCCCUUGCCGAACAAGCUCCUUCGUCUCAUGCUGUUGAACAACGAAUAACGCCUUUUGAUGUCUCUGGAGGUGUUGAUGAAACCGGAAAGCUGUUACCUGUCGACUAUACCAAAUUGAUACAGCAGUUCGGCGCAACGCCAAUAUCUCCAACCCUCCUUGAGCGUUUCGAAAAAGUCACAGGCAAGAAGCCGCAUCGCUUUCUGAGAAGGGGGAUUGUAUUCAGUCAUCGAGACCUUGAAAAAAUAUUGGAUCGACAUGAAAAGGGCCAACCGUUUUAUCUUUAUACGGGGAGAGGACCGAGUAGCGGUUCAUUACAUGUUGGACAUGCAAUACCCUUCGAGUUUACAAAAUGGCUCCAAGAUGUCUUCGACGUUCCCCUUGUUAUAAUGCUCACCGACGACGAAAAGUACAUGCACAGCCCGAAGCUCGAAAUCUCAGACUCCAAACGCUUCACCACCGAAAACGCCAAAGACAUCAUCGGCAUCGGCUUCGACCCGGCUAAAACCUUUAUCUUCUCUGACUUCGACUAUGUGUCAGGCGCCUUUUACGAAAAUAUCUGUCGCAUGGCCAAACGCAUCACCAUCAAUUCCGUCCGCGCCACCUUCGGCUUCACCGACAGCAACAACGUCGGCGAAUUCCACUUCUGCGCCACUCAAUCCGCCACCAGCUUCGCAACUUCGUUCCCGCAUAUCUUUGGUUCUGACCCGCUCAAGACGCGAUCGAUACCCUGCCUUAUUCCCUGCGCCAUAGACCAAGACCCUUAUUUCCGCCAAUGCCGCGAACACGCCGAGAAGAUGAAAUACAAGAAACCUUCCCUCAUCCACUCCAUCUUCCUCCCGGCACUCCAGGGCCCGGGAUCGAAAAUGUCUGCAUCGGUAGACAUAUCCGCCAUUUUCCUGACCGACACACCGAACCAGAUCAAAAAUAAAAUCAAUAAAUACGCGUUCUCUGGUGGGCAGGACACGGCAGAGAAACAGAGGGAACUGGGUGGACGGACAAAAUAUGAUGUGGCAUUCCAGUAUCUUACCUUCUUCAUGGAGGAUGAUAACGAGUUGGAGCAGAUCAGGCAUGCCUACGAAAAAGGGGAGAUGUUGACGGGCGAGCUGAAAGGGAUUUGUAUCAAGUAUCUGCAAGAGUAUGUGGCUGGGUUUCAGGAGAGGAGGAAGAAGGUCACAGAGGAGAUGAGGGGGGAGUUUAUGGCUGUUAGGGGGUUGACGUGGGGUGGGAAUCCAAAUCCGGUGCCUACGGAGGUGGUGGAGAAGAAAGGAGCUCAGAAGGAGAAGGAGAAAAGCGGGAAGCCAAAUGGAGAAUUGAAAAAUUAA
Endocarpon pusillum Z07020 is the source of this 1365-nucleotide messenger RNA. RefSeq names its product Tryptophan--tRNA ligase. Gene Ontology annotation, biological process: tryptophanyl-tRNA aminoacylation. The record is from RefSeq and is a predicted model, not a curated record. Gene Ontology annotation, cellular component: cytoplasm. Lineage: Eukaryota; Fungi; Ascomycota; Eurotiomycetes; Verrucariales; Verrucariaceae. Gene Ontology annotation, molecular function: ATP binding; tryptophan-tRNA ligase activity. The coding region runs from base 1 to 1365 and encodes 454 amino acids. The transcript has 2 exons.